Messenger RNA from Suillus paluster, 2673 nucleotides. RefSeq lists its product as uncharacterized. The transcript is spliced from 4 exons. NCBI's taxonomy places the organism in Eukaryota, Fungi, Basidiomycota, Agaricomycetes, Boletales, Suillaceae. Gene Ontology annotation, molecular function: 5'-flap endonuclease activity; crossover junction DNA endonuclease activity. The record is from RefSeq and is a predicted model, not a curated record. The coding region runs from base 24 to 2285 and encodes 753 amino acids.
CUCUCCUCUAACUAUUGCAGGACAUGGGUGUAGCGGGACUUUGGGAGGUGCUACGGCCCGCUGGACAAACACAGUCAUUAACACAUCUGUCUGUUACACAAGGAUUCGAAGCCAAUGCUGGUGGUCGGCGAGGCUUUCGCAUAGGCAUCGAUGCCUCAAUUUGGUUCUUCCAUGCCGCGUACGGUAAAGAAGGAGAGAAUCCGGAGCUACGCACGCUCUUCUUUCGCUGUUCCAGACUCAUGAGUAUGCCUCUUCUCCCACUCUUCGUAUUCGAUGGUCCGAAAAGGCCUUCGGUCAAGCGCGGAAAGAAAGUGAGCGGAAAUGCGCAUUGGCUCACCACUGGAAUGAAAAACAUCAUUGCUGCAUUUGGAUUCGAAUGGAGAACGGCUCCUGGCGAAGCUGAAGCUGAACUUGCGUACCUAAAUCGCAUUGGAAUUAUUGAUGGCGUUCUCUCCGACGAUGUUGACAACUUUCUCUUUGGUGCCACCAUGGUCAUCCGCAAUCCCAGCAAUACGCUUUCUGGAAACCGUGCACAUCCAGUGAAGAACGCUGAUGGACGUGAUGAUGGAAACCAUGUCGUCACGUAUCGCGCUGCUGAUCUUGUCUCACACGGCGAUGUCUGUCUCUCCCGAGGGGGGUGUAUCCUAAUCGGCCUCCUCUCCGGCGGAGACUACCAUCAGGCUGGCGUGCAAGGCUGCGGUAAGCUCAUAGCUGCUGCCCUCGCACGCUGUGGAUUUGGAGACCGUCUGCUUGAAGCUGCUGGCUCCCUCAGUCGCGAAGAAUUAGAGGAAUGGCUCGUCACGUGGCGCGCCGACGUGCGCGAGGAACUGCGUACGAACAAGAGCGGCCUGAUCGGAUCAAAAAAGCCCGCCCUCGCAAAGAAGAUUCCUGAUGAUUUUCCUGAUGUCGAGAUUCUACUGUCCUACACCAAUCCUAUCACGAGCGAGACCGAGGGUAAACCUACGCGAGAAAUCACUUGGGGACAAGAGCCCGACAUUGGUAAAAUUGCUGGACUUUGCGAACUGUACUUCGAAUGGGGUGUGAAGGACGUGAUCAUCAAGCGUUUUCGCACAGUUUUGUGGUCGAGUGCCGUACAACGUAUCCUGCGGCGUGGUGCGAUGGAAAAGGACGAGAAGAGGCGUAAGGGUUUACCGAUGAGCCCCCAAAAGAGUAAGACAACAGGCAAGCUCGCGCCCGGAACGCCCUCGAAGAUGAUUGCGAAGUACUUUUCGUCGAUGAAGCUUAACUCCCCAAGCAAGGACAGCCAGAAGGAGCAAGAGUACAGCGAUACUGAAUCCGAAGCAGACGAAGACAGGCUAAUUGUCAAGAUUCACUCUUCACGACGGCACGCAUCUACAGAUGGAAUUCUUGAGUACCGAUUGGAGAUCGCGCCUGCGCAGCUCGUACGAAUGGCUGAGGAUGGUGUCCAAGGAAUCAGGCCCCCAAUAGAAGUGGAUGCUGCUUUCGAUGAUACCGAAGGCGAAGAUGAGGAUGAGGACGGAAAGCAAAAGGGAAAGGGGAAGGGGAAGGGGAAGGGGAAUAAACCUCCACCAGACCCCGAAAGCCACCUUCGUGUAUGGAUGCCAGCAUGUAUGGUGGAGACCGUGGAGCCGGAACUCGUCGAAGCCUUCGAGGAUAUUCAGCGCAAGAAACUGGAGAGAAAGGCCAAGCGAUCGAACAAGAUGGAGGGGAAAAAGAAGGCUGCUUCCGCUGCGCAGGGAGACAGUGAUGGAGAUGAUCUCCCUGUUCUAGCCCCUGCGAAGAAGAAACCUGUCCGUCAGAAGAAAGCGGUGGCGGAACAACAAGACAACGCGCCCGCUUCUCGUGGCUUCCCAAUCCCAAAUCUAACCAGUGCUUUCGACGAUCCUUUCACGGAACCCAAGAAUCCUGUUCACGCUCGUAUAUCUCAGCCCUCUCAAAGUGGUUCUAAGAAACACACCAAAUCGUCUGAUUCAGAUUCCACGCAACCUUGCAUAACCAAGUCUCCGAGAAAAUCACCACAGCAGACAUCCCCGCGCUCGUCAGGCUUGCCCAGGCGUAUAGGUUCAUCAUCACUUGUACAGCCAAUGCGCAAGUUUCACGAUAUCAUUGAUAUAUCGAACAGGGCAGACAGGAAAAAGAAAGAUGAUCCCAUUGCGCAAGGCGAUAGCGAUGGAGAUGCUCUCCCUCUUCCAUCACCUCCGAAGAAGACAACAACCCGUCGGAAGAAAGCGGUUGUGGAACAGCAGGUCAACGUGCUCGCUUCCGCGUCCUUUCCCAUUGUCAGGUUUCAUCAGCACCUCUGACGAUCCCUUCAUAGAGCCUACGAGUCCUAUUCGCGCUCAGAUAUCUCAGCAGUCCUCUCAAACUGGCUCUAAGAAACAUACUAAGUCGUCCGACUCCGAAUCCCUCCAACAUCACGUAACCAAAUCUCCAAGAAAGUCGCCGCCACAGGCAUCCCCGCGAGCAUCAGGCUUAACCAGGCGCCCGGGUUCACCAACAUCUACACGGCCGAUUCACAAGUUUGACGAUAUAAUUGAUAUUUCCAGUGAUUCCGAUGUACCAUUACCGCCCACGAAACUUUCUGUCAAGGCACCCCUGCUACUUGCCAGAGAGAAAGCCAAGAAGGGGGGUUCAUCCUCUAUUCAAAGCAAACGCCCCGGCCUGGAAUCAAUGUCAAAGGGAAAGCCAAGG